Molecule: messenger RNA, 465 nt
Organism: Guyanagaster necrorhizus
Lineage: Eukaryota; Fungi; Basidiomycota; Agaricomycetes; Agaricales; Physalacriaceae
Exons: 4
Source: RefSeq, a predicted model, not a curated record
UGGGCCGUCGCUGCCGUUCUACUGGGACUCACUAGCUACAGGAUCCACACAACGGAAAGCAUCCGCCGCCACAGCUUUUAUGAACCCAUCAUCGUUGAACUACUUGCUUCUGCUUGUCUCACUAUCGUUUGGACACCUAUCGCUGGCACCCUCGUUCUUAGUGAAUACAGUACAUCGCAUAGGAGCAGUAGUUUCCGGACAGAGAUGCUCGGAUCCUUCGCCUUAUGGGUGAUAUGGUUGGUUGGCGCCGUCGACACGACAAACCGAAUCAUCCCUGGAGAGAACUAUUGCCGUCGUGGAAAGCAGUGCCGGAUCUUGACCACAAUUCUCGCAUUUUCUUGGAUUGGGUGGUCUUUCUUGACCAUCAUCGGCGCCCUGGGCUUGAUGUAUUAUGCGCAUAGUUCUGGACAGCAAGCGCCAAUUCGAGAUCGUGAGAAGGCUGCGGAGGCCGCUGGUCCUUCAUAA